UUUUGUGAAUUGGACAGAGAGAUAAACUGUGCUCACUGCUUAUUAACUUACGAUUAAUAUUGGUUCUAUAAUUUCUUCCAAAAGAAGUUCAAGAUGCGUGUCGGUAUUAUUGGGGCAGGUGCUGCUGGUUUGACCUCUGCAAAACAUAUCAUCCAGGGUGGACACGACUGUGAGGUCUUGGAACUCCAGGAAGACUUAGGUGGUACCUGGAUAUACUCGGACGAUGUUGGAGCGGACAAAUAUGGAUUUCCCAUUUAUUCGGCAAUGUACCAAAAUCUCAGAACGAAUUCGCCAAAGGAAAUAAUGGCAUUUCCAGAUCUUGCAUUUCCAGACAAAGAAAAUUCUUAUCUAACACAAGCCGAAGUUCUCAACUACCUUCAUCAAUACGCCGAUAAAUUUAACUUGCGGCCACACAUCAAGUUCAAUAGAUUUGUUGUUGAAAUAAAGCCUUUGGAAGGCAACAGGUGGAUCGUGAGAUCAAUCAACAAAAUCAACAAGGAAGAAAUUGAGGAUGAGUACGACGCAAUUAUGAUUUGCAACGGUAUUUACAACGAGCCCGAUUAUCCAACUUUAGAAGGAAUCGAGAAGUUCACAGGACUGGCAACUCACAGCCAUCAGUUCAGAUCACCCAAACGGUAUAAAGGACAAAGAGUCAUUGUAAUGGGAGCAGGACCUUCAGGAUUCGAUAUCACACUCAACGUUUCAGAAGUUGCAACUAAAGUAAUAUUUAGUCAUCAUUCCACCUACGAUAUCAAAUCCAAAUAUCCGGAUAACGUGGAGCAAAGAUGUGACAUCAAGAAGAUUCUGAAUGAGAACACCGUGGAGUUUAUAGAUGGUUCUGUUGAAGAAAUAGAUGCUAUUAUCUAUUGUACUGGAUACCUAUACAGCUAUCCAUUCCUGCACGAAUCGUGUGGUAUUACAAUCACCGAAAACUACGUUCAACAUUUGUACAAGCAUUUGAUCAACAUCAAAUACCCAACGAUGUGUUUAAUUGGUAUUCCGUUCAAUGUGUGCGCCUUGCAAAUGUUCGACUUACAAGCGAGAUUUUUCACUGCUUAUUUGGAUGAGAAGAUGAAGCUUCCCGACUUUGACCAAAUGUUGAAUGACGAAAAGAGCGACAUGGAAGAGAGAAUUGCAAAGGGCUACACGAAACGGAAAGCCCAUUUGAUGGGUGUUGAUCAGAAUGCUUACUAUGAUAUGUUGGCAAAGACGGCAAAACUAAAGCCUAUUCCACCGGUAAUGACUAAAUUGUUUUUACAUUGCAUACAAUGUUUGAUCUGUGAUCUGAUGAACUUCAGAGAUUUGAAAUUCAAGAUCAUAGACGAAGAAAAUUUUAUUCAAAUCCUUUAAAUUUUACAAACAAAAAAAAAACAUAAUUUAACAUUUCAAUACAAUAAUGAAACAAGAAGUCAUUUCACAGAAGUCAAUAAGCCGA
Molecule: messenger RNA, 1435 nt
Organism: Nicrophorus vespilloides
Lineage: Eukaryota; Metazoa; Arthropoda; Insecta; Coleoptera; Silphidae
Product: senecionine N-oxygenase-like
Exons: 6
Coding region: 94-1350 (418 amino acids)
Molecular function (GO): NADP binding; N,N-dimethylaniline monooxygenase activity; flavin adenine dinucleotide binding
Source: RefSeq, a predicted model, not a curated record